UGUUUCCAGAAAAAAGUUUUUAGGACAAUUACUAAGUGACAGCAUCCUUUUAAAAUUGACUAAAAUAAUCUUUUAGAUUUUAUUUUUCUAACAAUUAACCAUAGAAAUAACUUUCCUUAUUGCUGUUAUAGACAAUAUUUUAUGUGUAAUACUCAUAAUUUACUGGCGAAUUAACAAAUAUUUCUAUAAAUUUUCACAAAGAGCAUCUUGAAUCGAAGGCGUGAGAGGGUUUACGGAGUGAUAGGGCAGGAUGGCUCGUGGCCAGCAGAAAAUUCAGUCACAGGCAAAAGCUGCCGAAAAACAAAAUAAAAUAAAGAAACAACAGGGACACAGUGCCACUGAUCAGAAAAAAGCAGCUCAGAAGGCACUGGUUCAUGUUUGUGUUGUUUGUAAGGCGCAGAUGCCCGACCCCAAGACUUACAAGCAGCAUUUCGAAAACAAGCAUCCCAAGAACGACCUACCCGAAGACUUGAAGGCUAUCUAACACUUUGCAUUUCUUUAGUAAUAUAAUUAAUUAAAAUAUCUACCUAUACAUAAUUAUUUAAAACUGUUUGUUCUAUUUGUAGACAGCUACCGUACUGUAUUAAAAUGUUUUACAUGAAAUGUAUUAGUGAACUAGGUGACACAGCCCAAAUAUCUCGUAGAUAUAUUUUGAUUGUUACGUUCACUUUUUUAUUAUUUCAUUAUUCCUUUCUUUGUGUAAAACAAUGAUAACCAACAAAUUGUUUUAAAUGUAAUUAAAAUUUGUAACGUGCGAUGUACUCUGUACUAAACCUAUAAUGUUACAGUUGUACUACUAAAUUGCAUUGCAUUUUUUUACUACAAUAUUUUUACUUUCAUUUUUUGUAUAUUUAAUAGGGUAUAUCUAAAGGUCUGCAAAUAAUUUAUCAUUUCUCUAAAUUUUUUUUUUUCAUCUUUGCACUGAAAUAUAAUUACUUAAAGAUA
Molecule: messenger RNA, 945 nt
Organism: Galleria mellonella (greater wax moth)
Lineage: Eukaryota; Metazoa; Arthropoda; Insecta; Lepidoptera; Pyralidae
Product: zinc finger protein 706-like
Exons: 3
Coding region: 251-484 (77 amino acids)
Source: RefSeq, a predicted model, not a curated record